UAACGUCAUCAGUACAAUAUAAUUGUUUUGGCCAAAUAACAUCAUUAUUUUAUAAAAUAUAAACAAUUUUCGAAUAAUAUUUUGAAAUAGGAGUAAGAUAUUAUCUGAAAAUUUCUUUUAUAUAUUUGUAAGAUUUUUUUUAUGGUACCAAGAAAUUUACAAUUAACAGCCCAAUUAUUGAUAUGGUCAUUUUAUCAUCUUAGAUUAAUGUAUUAAUUAUAUAAUACAAAGCAUGUGAUUCUUGUGAUAUAUUUCAAUUAUUUAAAUACAAGAACAUCGUAUUGUGAUUAUCACUAUAUAUAAUCCAAUGUAGGAUGCAUGCAAAAGCAUCCCACUACACCAUAACACCACAAAACAAUCAAAAUGGCCUCAGGCAAUAUCUUCCGAGAAGUAGAACUACCUGAGCAAAAACCUGACAGCGAUGGCGCUCUUUUCCCAGCGGUGUUAUCCCCGAUCUCUAACGCUGAUUUUACUUCAACAGCAAAACUCAAUGGCUUCGAAGAGGCGAUUAAAGCUCACAAGCCAUGGCUCGAGUCUCUUCUCCAGAAAAGAGGUGCUAUCCUCUUCAGAGGCUUCCCUGUAAACUCUACUUCCGACAUGAAUGAUGUGGUGGAAGCAUUUGGCUUCCCUGAAGCGUUCUAUGUUGGUGGCAGAGCCUCUCGAACCAAAAUCCUUGGCCGGAUUUACACCACAAAUGAAGCUCCUCAGGAUAAGACUAUUCCUUUCCAUCACGAGAUGGCUUAUGUUCCAGACUACCCCUCGAAGCUAUUUUUCUUUUGCCAAGAAGCACCAAGAAGUGGGGGAGAAACUCCAAUAGUUUUGAGUCAUAUCAUCUACGACAAGAUGAAAGAGAAGCACCCAGAUUUCGUUGAAAAACUUGAGGAGCAUGGAUUGACUUAUACGAAAAUAAUGAGUGACGAGGAUCUUCCAUCAUCUUUCACCGGCAGCGGUUGGAAGUCGGCAUAUAUGACCGAUGACAAGAAUGUUGCAGAGGAAAGGGCAGCGAAGUUGGGCACAAAGCUGGAAUGGAUGGGAAAUAGCGUAAAAACUAUAACCGGUCCCGUGCCAGGCAUAAAAUUUGAUAAAGGAAGUCAACGGAAAACUUGGUUCAAUAGUCUCGCAAAUAGUUAUGGUGGCCCCGCGAAUGCUGAAAUUUAUGACGACAGCAGAUCUAUUGAGUUUGGGAAUGGUGAACCUUUGUCGGAUUCUGCCAUGAAAGAUUGCUUGCGAAUCCUUGAAGAAGAGUGUGUUGCAAUACCUUGGAAGAAAGGUGAUGUCAUGCUUGUUAAUAAUUUGAUGGUUCUCCAUAGCCGACGCCCACUAAUAAAGCCACCUCGCCGCAUUCUCGUUUCCCUUUGCAAGUGAGGGAAAACAGGAGUCAUUCAAACUACUAUUCAUGCAAAACUAUCCCAUUCUCAUAAAUUAUUGUUUUUUAAUCAUUUUGUACUAUAUGUUUGUAAUAAACCGAAUCCUAGUGUUCGAUGCCAGGUAAGUGGGUGGAGAUGAUGAUUUGAAACACAUGUUUAAAAGAUUUCUAUUUUUAUGGUUUUUGUAAACUAUAAAUGCCAUAUGCUCAUUUGUUGUUUUAU
This is a messenger RNA of Lactuca sativa (garden lettuce), 1589 nucleotides long. RefSeq names its product clavaminate synthase-like protein At3g21360. The record is from RefSeq and is a predicted model, not a curated record. Gene Ontology annotation, molecular function: oxidoreductase activity. NCBI's taxonomy places the organism in Eukaryota, Viridiplantae, Streptophyta, Magnoliopsida, Asterales, Asteraceae.